AUGCAUGUAAAGGCAGCCACAAUCACAAACCCAUCGCGGCGUUCAUCAAAAAGUAUGAGAGCCGUGGCGCUUCCUCGGGUCGCCAUGGCGGUCCUCCGCCGCCACGCCCUCCUCCUCGCUCUAGCGCUUCUAUUCGGCGCGGCUUCCGGUGUCGCGGCGCGGCGGGGUGGCGUGGUUCCUCGGCGGCGGCAGCAGGUGGUGGACGUGGGUGUGAUCUUGGACAGGUCGACAUGGGUGGGGAACAUCAGCUGGACGUGCAUCGAGCUGGCUCUCGAGGACUUCUACGCCGACGCUAGACACGCCGCCCACCGCACCAGGCUGAAGCUUCACCUCCGGGACACCGGAGUCGACGCCGUCGAGGCCGCGUCCGCAGGUAUUGAUCUACUGAAAAAUGUCCGCGUGCAAGCGAUAAUUGGCCCGCAGACGUCAACUCAAGCUAAAUUUCUUGCUGAGCUUGGUAACAAAUCAUCGGUUCCAAUCAUUUCAUUCUCUGCAAAUAGCCCGUCGCGAUCCGCGCAAACUCCAUACUUCAUCCGGACGGCAUGGAACGACUCCUCUCAAGCAGAAGCUAUUGCCGCACUUGUUCAGAAACACAGUUGGAGGGAAGUCAUCCCUGUCUUUGAGGAUGAUGAUUCCAAUACCAGGUUCAUUCCUGAUCUUGUUGAUGCCCUCAGACAAGUCGACACUCAUGUUUCAUACAGGUGCAAGAUCCAUCCUUCAGCCACAGAGAAUGAUAUAAAGAGUGCUAUCUCCGGCUUAAAAGAGAAUUGGACAAGUGUAUUUGUUGUGCGUAUGUCUCAUACUUUAGCCCGUAACUUUUUCAAGCUUGCUAAAGAUGAAGGAAUGAUGGGCCGGGGCUUUGUCUGGAUUACCGCAUAUGGCUUGACAGAUAUCUUUGAUGUGGUUGGUUCGCCGGCACUUGAUGUGAUGCAAGGAGUUCUUGGGGUGAAACCUCAUGUUCAACAUACUGUGGAACUUCAAAACCUUAGUCAGAGAUGGCGCAAGAAAUACCAAUUGGAGAAUCCUGGAAUUGCAGUAAGUAUGCCUGUGGUGUAUGGUCUCUAUGCUUAUGAUACCAUAUGGGCAUUAGCAUUAGCAGCAGAGAAGGCUGGAUAUGUGAAUUCAGACUUUGGGCCAUCUGUAACAAACAAUGGGUCCACUGACUUUGACAGAAUGGAUACUUCAAAGGCUGCUGAAAAAUUGCGAGGCUCACUCUUGGACAUCACGUUCAUGGGUAUGAGCGGGAACUUCUGUAUUGCGGACAUGCAGUUAUUAUCAGUCAAUUACACGAUAAUCAACAUUAUCGGUCAGAAGAGAAAAGUAGUCGGUUAUUGGACUCCAGGAUCUGGCAUCUCUGGCAGUCUAAAUGUGAAGGCCGAUCUUGGCACCAUCAGAUGGCCAGGAGAUAACGAAAAUGUGCCUAGAGGUUGGCUAUUGCCAAUGAAUAAAACUCUCCAAAUAGGCGUACCUGUCAAACCUGGGUUUGAAGAAUUUGUAAAAUUUGAAAAUGGUAAACCCAAGGGGUUCUGCAUAGAUGUGUUUGAGGCAGUAAUUAAUGCAUUAUCCUACGAUGUACCCCGUCACUAUAAGCCGUUUGCAGACAAGAAAGGAAAUAGUAAAGGAACUUAUGACGAUCUUGUCUACAGUGUUUAUCGUAAGGAAUAUGAUGUUGUGGUAGGUGAUAUAACAAUCUUGGCCAACCGUUCUCUAUAUGUGGAUUUUACUCUUCCUUACACAGAGUCAGGGGUGCGCAUGCUGGUUCCAGUCCGGGACCAGAGGCAGAAGACUGCAUGGACAUUCCUAGAUCCUUUGACAGCUGACCUAUGGUUAGGAGCUGGGGCCUUCUUUGUCUUCACAGGUUUUGUAGUCUGGUGUAUUGAGCAUAGAACAAAUGAAGAUUUCAGAGGGCCCCCAGGCAGUCAAAUUGGAUUGGUCUUCUACUUCUCCUUCUCAACACUCGUGUUUGCUCAUAGGGAGAGGAUACUGAACAACUUAUCAAGAAUUGCAGUAGUUAUUUGGCUUUUCGUAGUGCUGAUAUUGCAGCAGAGUUAUACUGCAAGUUUAAGCUCAAUUCUCACAGUGGAACAACUUCAGCCAACAGUCACCAAUUUAGAAGAAGUUAUCAGGAACGGGAGCUAUGUCGGCUACCUCAAUGAUUCUUUCUUGCCUGUUCUUUUGAAAAGGUUGAAAAUUGAUGAAUCAAAGAUGAUUCCCUUCGACUCUCCUGAGCAAUACAAUGAAGCCCUAACAUCUGGAAGAGUUGCAGUCAUUAUUGAUGAGAUACCAUACCUUAAGGUGUUCCUUAAACAGUAUUGCCACAACUACACUAUGGUUGGACCAACCUACAAGCUCGAUGGAUUUGGUUAUGCAUUCCCUCGAGGCUCUCCACUCACACCUGAUAUUUCGAGGGGAAUACUGAAAUUCGCAUCAGACGACAGAAUGGUUAAUAUGCAGAAAGAAUUGUAUGGUGCUACGUCAUGCCUUGACAAAGAUGACUCCCAAACUUCAAGCAGCCUUACAUUGCUCAGCUUUCAGGGGUUGUUCAUCAUCACAGGAACAUCGUCAGUGCUGGCAUUAAUCAUGCACGCUGUCAUAACCAUUUACAACAACCGACAUGAAUUCAGCAGUGACGGCGGUCAGAGUUCAUGGCGCAGAUGGCCUGCCAUUCUCUCUAAGCUCUUCCACGAGGGCGACAAUUCAUCUAACACUCCAGAUAAAAACGAGCCCGCAAUAGAAAAUGUGGAUGGUGCAGCAGAGAGCCCACUAAGCAUACCUAAUCACAUUAUCGAGCACCUCGCAGACAUGGAUACAGGAAGCCCACCAGAAGGAGAAGGAACGCCAGGUAGGGAACUUUCAGUUCAGGGCACCGAACCAUUGUCAUUUGCAUACAUGCAUUCUGAGAGGGGGCAUAAUGGAGCAGCUUCUUUGUCUCGGAAUGGGAGCUCAAUCCGCAGGAGACAGAUAAGCAUGGAAUGA
Molecule: messenger RNA, 2976 nt
Organism: Triticum turgidum subsp. durum (durum wheat)
Lineage: Eukaryota; Viridiplantae; Streptophyta; Magnoliopsida; Poales; Poaceae
Source: the annotation of a GenBank genome assembly